AUGCCAUCGAACAGACCUUCAGAUGAAUCCCCCCCUCAAAUAAUAGAUAUACCUGCUGAACUUGAGCAGCCGGCUGGUGAUGCUAAUGCCUACGUAGAAACACUCAAAAAAUGCUGGGCGACGGGAUCACGACUUGAAUUUCUCACAUCGCAUAUCGCGAAGUAUGUGAGCAGCCUCGCAGAAGGUCGAUCCCGCACAAAUGAUUACCUGGAUAUCAUUGUGAAUACCUAUUUCACGUGGUUUCAUUGGAAACUCAAGGUCUCUGAGGAACCGCUGGUCAACGAGUCUCCUGUGUCUCAUUUUUCCAAAAUGCUCACCCCAUUGGAGUCUCUUCAAAAGCAGCACAAGAUUGCAUCCAUGCGCAAGACUAUACGCAACUGGCUUGAUAACCGUUCUAAAAGACUAUGCAAGCUCGGCACCAAAACAAAACCCGAGAACGAUCCAUGGACGUGUCUUCUUUCCCAGUUGUCUGGUGUUGCACCAAACAAGCCCAGAACGCUGCAAGCUCACCAGCGGUGGUCCAAGGAUUUCUACGAAAGUGCUGUGAAAAAGAUAUUCAAGGUACAGUGGGGACUUUCAUCUUGUCCUCCGAAAGAGAAAGCCUCGUUCCAUGACCAUGUUACACGGACUAUUUUUGAGGAGCAAGACCCUUUGAUUAUCAAACAAUAUGAAGAACUCGCUAAAACAGAAGGUAAAGAGGCGACCAAGGAAUGGAAGGCCAUGUUAGAAAAUCCUCCUCCUACUGACCCAGUUUCUCGCCAAGCUGCACUAGAUAGACUUGCGUCAUUUGCAGGACCCAUGCUGAGUGGAAUUUCACUUGUGCUGGGCAUGCACGUCACCCUGAUGGUUGGCGGACCCGAACUGCGCAAGCAAGGCAAGAUUAGCAUAAUCAGCAUGCACGAGGGCGUUGACCUUCGCCCACAGCCUCAGAAUUGGCAAAUGGCUGACAGGAAAAAUUUCAAGACUGUCACCAAGCUGUUUCAGGAAUAUCUCAAUACCUGCUACACUCAAGAGAGUCGCUCUGAUUGGAAGCUUCCAGAUGUCCCCGCCGAUGAUAUGGCAGAUCCCAGCGAAGCGACAUUGACUAUGCAGAAGGCCACAGCCAAGGAGAAAGGAAAGGCAGUCAAACAGCCUGCCAAGAGAAAACACCACAAACAAUUGGCAGCUGAUGACGACGACAUUGAAAUAACUACUGAUACAGACUCUCCAGAUGGAUCGGAUCGAGACAAUGACGAUGACGAUCAAUCUACAGCCAACAGGACAUGGGAGUAUCGCCGUUCUCACCUCCCCUACUUGGCACCCCGCCUCACCUACAUCAACCGUCAAACUGGCGACCCUAUCACAAACAAGAAGGCCCCUUCUGAUUAUAGUUUUAGGCCUUAUGUUUCUUCCAACACUCUCGUUCCGGCUGGGGACGAAUCCAGUGGUUCUCCAGUGCCCUCAAAUUCUGAACACGUUCCUGAACUAACAAGUUCACAGCCUGCAGACACACCUGCACCCCCUUCUGAAAUAGGAAUUUUGGUUGGGGAGGAACGCAGUAGAUCGGCACUGCCUUCGAAUUCUGCACCCCUUCCUGAAAUAGCAAGUUCACAGCCCGCUCCCACAUGCCCUUCAGAGCCUCUUGACGCUACACAAAUUGUUGAGCCUCCUCUAUCCCCACCUGUAGACAACACCAUCUGUUCACUCGCUCAGGACAGUCAGAAUGAUGAUAUUGUGCUUCCCACCGAUUGCCCUGCCUGGAUUCGGGAAGCGAUCAAAUAUCUCACCGCCCCACAACUUCCCUCUCCAUAUAUCAAUCUACUUACGACUUUUUUAGAGCUUGAGAAGUCUUCUGGAUUCUCAUCUGGGAAGGGCUCUACCUCUCUCAGUAGCAAAGAUCGCCCACCUGCAAUUCACUGGUGGAUUUCCUGUGCGCGUACUGGCCAGCCACUUAUCCCCGAGAACUUCAGUAUGACAUUCUGGAGUUGGUGGUGUGCGAUUCAGCCCGCGUGGCGAAGUAUGUCGCCAUCCGCAUCCUUUGAAGCCCCUCGCCAUAACAAUAAUGAUUGGAGUCCUCUCGACAAACCAGGGAAAAACGGCUUCUGGAGUGUAUUGGCUGCGCUAAAAUGGUGGGGUUGUGCUAACAGUACUGGAUGCAACGACCCCCUUUGGCAUGCAGCCAUAGAUGAUGUAAAAUGGGUGAUGGAACAUAUUAUGGAAUUUCGCUGCCCAGCUGCUUCCAGCUCGGUGAAGAAACGUUUGGCACCAGAACCAAGAAGUCCGCAUUUGUCGAAGCGUAUCAAAUCUAAUAGUCGUAAUAGUCAUAAUCGUCAUUGA
Molecule: messenger RNA, 2316 nt
Organism: Suillus discolor
Lineage: Eukaryota; Fungi; Basidiomycota; Agaricomycetes; Boletales; Suillaceae
Exons: 8
Coding region: 1-2316 (771 amino acids)
Source: RefSeq, a predicted model, not a curated record